Molecule: messenger RNA, 1541 nt
Organism: Marchantia polymorpha subsp. ruderalis
Lineage: Eukaryota; Viridiplantae; Streptophyta; Marchantiopsida; Marchantiales; Marchantiaceae
Source: the annotation of a GenBank genome assembly
ACCGCCCUAACAGCCUCGACCAUUCUUCGUACUGCUCACUCCAAGGAACAGUAAAGUCCACGUCUUCAAAAUUAGCCCGAAGAGGGUUGCCAUCUCCACGGCUGGCCAGGGAUGGGUCCCGAGUCACAAGUAUUUACAGCAGAUAAUGGCUCCGGAGGUAAGUGAAUGUGGAAGCCAGAAUCGUUGACUUUCUAACGGGCAAAUAACGAGUCCAAGGAGCCGACCUCGUUAGUAUUAAUCACCUCGGCAAAUGGACGAGAGCUCAAUCUGUACCUUCUCAAUACGAGUGUGACAACGAGCAACACGAGCGACGAAUCGGUCGCCAAAACCAGGAGCGAAUGGGUUAGGUUCCAGAGCAGACGGGAGGGGAGGGUUGGUUGAGUGAAUCGUGGAAGAACUUCAUUCGCGCUGUAAUCGGCUUGGAUGUGGCGCUUCGGCUGCCCGUGAGAGUGCAGUGGAGAGGAGGAGAGGAUGUCGGGCGUUUCCGUGGUGCGCAACGGGAAGUCCGACACGGCAGGGAAUGCUAUUUAUCGGCCCGGUUCGGCUUCUGGAACGAAUUGAACCGCACGAGGGCAGGUGAAGAAAGAAUUACCAGACCGUAUCUCUGCACGUGGCUUGAGUGCUGCCCAUGUAACAUCCAACGAAGACUCAUUCCGCUCGAAUGGCACUUUGCGAGCGUAUGGCACCGCAGUUUCACUGUCAUGACGAUGAAAUUUGACCGCAUCUCGACACAUGCCCGUCGAGGGACAUUGAUUUCCCUGAGAAUUGAAGUAAAAUGUACAAGUAGAGUCCAGCGGCGCACUUCGGCAGCUUGAAUGCGGGAACUGGACAGUGCGGCAUCGCAGCUCAAAUGUCACCGACGCGAAAUGGGAUUGCAAAUGUCGAGAAAAUGCACUAUGGUGGUGCGGCGCAUGAACUGUCAUCACAAAUUCAGAUUCGCACGUGCACCAAACGUAUCCACAAGGGAAAGCUGUUGAUAUUAUUCAUGACAGAAGACGGGGCAGGACGAUCCCAGGAAAGUGCAUAUCUCGGAAAUACAGACCUCCUAAAUCGUCACACCCGGAAGAUUUUACAACGAGGGCAAAUCUGCAAAUCUGCAGACCACCAAUCAACUCGCUCGCAAAAGUAUCUCUCAGAGUCUCAGUCCAGUGACGGAUCUGUAGCUCAGAGUCGCAGUGCUAUAAUUUCUAUCUUUCUGGACCCUAAUUCCUCGAGUGCAUCAGCUUCCCAUCUCACUGCGAGGACUGUAACCAUCCCUGAUCAGCUAUUAUCAUAAUUUUAUAUCCAGGCUAGCUCAGCUGCGGCGUGAACGUACAGUGACCAGGGGUGACUCUCGAGGCUGCAACAGUCGACUCAGACUUCUGCUCACGACUCUGGCUUCACAAGGACCUCGUUCACAGUCGUUAGACCACAGAGUGUUGAACGUUUCACACCUCAAGAGACCAACGAUGAGCCGAUCGAUCCAACCAUCCGCUGAUCUCUACAGUUCGAGUUGCUCCUCACAGUCAAAAACUCCUCCCAACUUUCAACUUCCCAUCUGC